Molecule: messenger RNA, 2377 nt
Organism: Microdochium trichocladiopsis
Lineage: Eukaryota; Fungi; Ascomycota; Sordariomycetes; Xylariales; Microdochiaceae
Exons: 2
Coding region: 207-2291 (694 amino acids)
Source: RefSeq, a predicted model, not a curated record
GGCAGGGCACGGAGCGGCACCUGGGCACUGCCGACGAUAGCGACCAGGGCCAACAAAGAAACAUUAGACGGGGUCCCCUACAUCGUCUGCUCGCCCUCCCAAGCCCUGGAUCUGCACCCUCUGAUUUCCCAUUGCCAACCUUCCCAACUCUCUGCUCUGCGUCUGGCUGUCCGCCAGCAACGACAGAGCGACAGGCGCUCUCCGUGAUGGAUGCGGGUGCCCCCGUCACGCCCGGGCGACCAGCUGCUCCUUUGGCCGCAGGGCCGGCUCCUUCAGCAGACGCCACCCGCACCACUGCCGGUGCUGCUGACAGGCCGCUCUCCACCCCGCUGCCCUUCCCAAUCCGACCCACGACUGCGAGGACGCGCGGUUCCUCGAUACGCCUGCGCCGCCUUACGUCCACCUCGCAAGCCUCAGACACACCAAACCCCGACGGGUACGGCAACGACGAUGCUUUCAGUCUGCAACCUCUCACCCCCGGGCGCUUCGGCGAGGAUGGCCCAUCUCGUCUGCAGCCCCUCUCCCCGGCCGGCUCCCACCUGAGCCCCGAUCUGCGCCAUGUCACUUUUCUGCCUCAGAUCCCGGGCGACCGCAACAGCGCGCCAGGCCUGUCCAGCAUGAGUAAUAUACCGGCUGGCUUGAGGACAGCACAGCCCAGCACGAGUACUAGGCAGGACGACAAACAUAAGCGCAAGGAGCGCAUGGCCAUGUUCGGCCGCCACCGUCUCUGGCCAGGACCAAGCGACGACGCGGACAAAGCAGGCGACACCACGCAGCAGCCCCUGGAGAACAAAGGCGAUCACAGCACCAUGGACAACAACAAACGGUGGGGCCAGCGGGCUUCCCUGCCACUAAAUGGCGAGAAUGACUACGAUGCGGACAUUGUCGAUAUGCUCGACGUUCUAGACCCCGAGGUUUCGACCAUGUCCUCCAUCACAAACGUCCAGAACUCGCUCUUUGUGCCGUCACUAGGCCGGUUCGUGAACAGGCGUCCAGCCUUCAACCUCACACCCUAUCCCAGGAGCCCAGAGUCGCCAGCCCGUGACGACGACGAGGAUGAAGAAGAAUCGGACCACAGCCCGGUGGACAAGCCCGCGCGGGGUUUCAAGGAAGAAGGUGGUGCUGAUGUCGCGAGACACAAGAAGACACUUGGCACGGCAAAGGAGCUGCCUCCCCUGCCACUUCCCAUUGAGCGCCUACCCAGUGUCCUCACGGCGAACCACUUCGCCGUCCGUCCCAGCGACACGUCGUUGGCCACUUGGACGGAUGAGGAUCUGGCUGACCUCAACGACCAUGUCAGACACAUGCUGCACUCCAGGAGAUCGAAGGUCGGCCGCAGGCUGCGCGCCUUUGGCCAGUAUGUGAGCAGGCCGAUGGGCUUCUUUGUCACGCUCUAUGCCUCGAUCAUCAUAUUACUCGGCACGGCCUGGGUUGUGUUCCUUAUCGGCUGGAUCUCUGUUGGGGACGAGCAGUCUAUUGUGAUUGGCACCAUCAAUCUUGCCCUGGUGACGCUGUUCUCGCUGGUCGGGAUCGGGUUGAUACCAUGGCGAGCUGUGGACACGUAUCACAUGAUCUACAUCGUGCGGCUGGAACAUAUUGCUCGCAAAAGGUUACAGGCCGCAGGCGCCACCGACACCGCCAGCAAUACACACGCAGCGACAGAAUCAACCGUGCGCAUUGUGGUGGAGAACGCCGAUGGCAAUGGUGGUGGCCGUGUGACUGCGGAUCUCGAGUCCGGCCGGGACCGGAAAGGCGUCAACGCUGACGACCUGGCCUCGGCGCUGAACCUGCAGCAACGCAACUCGCUCGAGCACCACCAGGCCUGCUUCGCCAAGUCGCACACAUUCUACAAGCCUCGCGAUUCUGAGACGCACCACGCCUUCCCUGUGCGCCUGCUCAUCGCAAUCGUAAUCCUUCUCGACGGCAACUCGGUCUUCCAGCUCGCCCUGGCGCUCUGCACGUGGACGAUCCGCUACCGGUCGCGUCCCAUGAGCCUGACUGUCAGCCUGCUGUGCUGCGCGAUGGCAUGCAACAUUUCGGCCGCGAUCCUCAUCUCGAUCGGGGACCGGCGGACGCGCAAGAAGGAUGCCGUGGAGCGGAUGUGGCGCCAGGAGCUCACGCGAGAGGCCAUUCGGCGGAAGGAGAAGAAGAUCAAGGCAGAGGAGGACAAGAGACGGAUACAGCUAGAGAGGGUAAAAGAGGAAGAAGAGUAUGGCGGAAGAACGAGCUCGCAGUGGUUGAGGAAGUCAUUAGAUGUUGUGAGGGGGAGGGAGAUAUCCGUUGUCGUUUAAGCCGGUCGACCGGAAUGCAUUUAUUAGCGUGGCGAAGUCAUUGCCAAGAUCAAUUGGCACCAAUACAUAAUUCUUUGAUUUUUUUC